Molecule: messenger RNA, 5222 nt
Organism: Antechinus flavipes (yellow-footed antechinus)
Lineage: Eukaryota; Metazoa; Chordata; Mammalia; Dasyuromorphia; Dasyuridae
Gene: TIGD6
Product: tigger transposable element derived 6
Exons: 2
Coding region: 180-1757 (525 amino acids)
Cellular component (GO): nucleus
Molecular function (GO): DNA binding
Source: RefSeq, a predicted model, not a curated record
AGCUGCGGGUACCUGUGGUGGGGAGGGCGGUUGUGCCGGGGCCACUUCUCCCCAGCGGUUCUGGCGGUUUCCCCGGCACUCUCGCGGCUCUGAGUUUCCUAUACUUGUGGCAUAGUGCAAACGCGAGGAGGAACGGACACAGCAUUGGUUAGUUGUGGCCUUAACCUCAUCCCGCGGACAUGGCUAACAAAGGGAACAAAAAACGUCGACAGUUUUCUUUGGAGGAAAAAAUGAAAGUAGUAGAAGCAGUGGAUUCUGGCAAGCGAAAAGGAGAUGUGGCAAAGGAAUUUGGCAUCACUCCUUCUACAUUAUCCACAUUCUUAAAAGAUCGUGCUAAAUUUGAAGAAAAGGUAAGGGAAGCAUCUGUGGGACCACAACGAAAAAGAAUGCGCAAUGCACUCUAUGAUGACAUUGACAAGGCUGUGUUUGCUUGGUUUCAGGAAGUUCAUGCAAAAAACAUUCUUGUAAGUGGAUCAGUGAUUCGAAAAAAAGCAUUGAAUUUGGCAAAUAUGUUAGGCUAUGACAAUUUUCAAGCAAGUGUUGGAUGGCUUAAUAGAUUUCGUGAUCGUCAUGGGAUUGCUUUAAAAGCAAUCUGCAGAGAGGAUAAUGAUAAAUUAAUGAAUGGUAUAGGAAUAGAUAAAGUUAAUGAAUGGCAUGCUGGUGAAAUUAUAAAGCUGAUUGCUGACUACAGUCCAGAUGAUAUUUUUAAUGCUGAUGAAACAGGCAUGUUUUUCCAGUUGUUGCCACAGCAUACACUUACUGCUAAAGGUGAUUGCUGCAGAGGAGGUAAGAAGGCCAGACAACGAUUGACUGCACUUUUUUGUUGCAAUGCGUCAGGAACUGAAAAAAUGAGACCAUUGAUUGUUGGCAAAUCAGCUACCCCACGAUGCUUUAAGAAUGUGCAUUCACUUCCUUGUGAUUACCGUGCCAAUCAGCGGGCAUGGAUGACUCGAGAUCUGUUUAAUGAGUGGCUAAUAAAAGUUGAUGCAAAGAUGAAACAAGCAGAACGCAGAAUUCUCAUGUUAAUUGACAAUUGUUCUGCACACAACAUGCUUCCACGUCUAGAAAGAAUACAAGUAGGCUAUCUACCAUCAAACUGUACAGCCGUUUUACAGCCAUUGAAUCUUGGUGUAAUUCAUACCAUGAAAGUUUUAUAUCGGAGUCGACUCUUGAAGCAGAUUCUUCUCAACCUCAAUAGUAAUGAGGAAAAAGAAAAGAUCAGCAUUAAACAAGCUAUUGACAUGAUAGCUGGGGCAUGGUGGUCUGUUAAACAAACCACAGUUGUGAAGUGCUGGCAAAAAGCAGGCAUUAUUCCAAUGGAAUUUACUGAUACUGAUCCAGAAGAUGAUGAUGAACCAGAUACAGAAAUUGAAAAACUAUGGAAUUCAGUUGCUAUUGCCACAUGUGUUCCAAAUGAAGUCACUUUUCAGGACUUUAUAACUGCUGACAAUGAUUUAUUAAUAUCUCGUGAGUUAAUGGAUGUAGAAAUUGUUGAAAGCAUGAUGGCUGGUGCAAGCCCUGAAGAAGCUGAAAGUGAAAGUGAGGAUGAUGAGGGUGUCUCUUUGCUGGAGCAGCCAAAACUAACUAUUGCAGAAGCUAUCUCAAGUGUAGAGAAACUCAGGCAAUUUCUUUCUACAUGUACAGAUGUUCCUGAUGCAGUUUUUGGACAGCUAAAUGGUAUAGAUGAAUAUUUAAUGACAAGUGUAACACAUACUCUUGUAGAAUCCAAUAUUACAGAUUUUCUCCAAACAAAAUAAAAUGGGAAAAUUACUUCAUCUUUAUAUUGGAGCGUAUAGUUCUAACAUGACUAAAGAAUGUUCCUUUCAGAUUUUGAACUUAUUUCAAGCAAUAUCAUUGCAUUGACAUUCCAGUACUGUGAAAUGGUUUGGACACUUGAAGCCUGCUGUAACAGGAUUUGGUCUGUGAUAUAUUUGAUUGAUAACUGUAUUAUUUCUUAAUUCAGUGUAGAAAGAUUAACCACAUUAUAGAUUAUCUUUGAGACUUGCAACUACCUUCUAGAAUUUCUGCCUUAGUUUACAAUCCACUUUGUUCCACAGAUAGUAUCUAAUAUUGACCAGCUUUGUUACAUUCCUCCUCAUAAUUUGCUGUAGUUAGGACCAAUUAUUUUUAUGUAGUAUUGCAAUUCUUCCUCUGUUCUGAUGAAUUGUCUCUUGGCACAGCUCUCCUCUACUUCCUACUUUGCUUAUCCUCUAUAAAACAAACUUCCCGUCUUAUACCCAGAAGAGAAUUAUUUGAUGGAAGUACUUCCUAUGGGAAUUGCUUAAGCAAGUAACAUAUGAUUUCUAGCCUUUUAGAGAUGUGCAACUUAGUUUUAUUGCUAAUAGAAAGAUGAGGUAGGAUGGAUUUAGAACAUAUUUUCAUAAUUGAUAUAGGAGUUAGUUAAAGUUUAUGGAACAGUUCUAUAUUAAGGGACCACAGAGCUCAGAGACAAUAGAAGAACAGAUCCAUAGAGAUAGUAGAAUGAGGUUUUCUAAUGUUCAUCUACUAUACUUUUGACCAGGAUGGAGGUUAAAAAGAUACAGGAGUGAGAGUGUGCAUAUGAAUAAACAUGUUUGAUUCUACCCUGAUUCGAGAUCCCACUCCAUAUCUAGGUAAUUCAGAAUCAUUUCCACAUGAUAAUAUUAACAAUCUGCAUUGCCCACACAUCGGGGAGAGACUAAGAUAAUUAAUUGCCAUUCUUUUUCUGUUAUUGCUCUUUGUGGAAAUCUGCUAAGUUAGAUUUGCUUUAAUUCAAGGUUUUAAAAAAAAAACAAAAACCCAGAUAUUAGAAACAUUCAACUAAAGAUUUUCUUCCUACCAAAAAAAAAAUAAUAACCCAACCCAAAACAAACACCUUAUUUUUUAUUUCAUUUAUUUAUUUAUUUUGUAUUCCUAAUCUAAUAGUAAUCAGAACUCAAAAUAAUGGCUUUUAUUUUUAGGUAUAAAUCAAUCAGAAGGUACUUUGAGGUGGUAGUGAAUUUUGAUAUUUUUUCAGAUGAAUUUUUGGAUACUUCAAUGUUUGGUUAUUUUCCAAAGCUGGAACUUGUGAAAUCAUUGGGGAUGGGGAGUGGAGGGUGGACUAACUGUCUCUUUUGGUCAGGUUAGCCAUAGAGAUUGGAGAAUAUUUUUGCCAUGAUGUAUUAGGAGAACCUCCCUCACCAAAAAAAAUAGAUAUUGUUUUAAUUAAGAAAUACAAAAUUUAUGUAUUCUAAAUAUUUUUAUUCAACACAAAUAUAACUAUAUUAAUAAAACGAAUGCAUAUUUUUGAAUUUUCAACCAGUUUAGGCCAAGAAAACAAAAUGACCUGCAUUUUCCUUCUACUUGUCAAGAUGUCACCAAGUCUUGUCAUUUCUUCUCCUGAAAUGUCUCUAGGUUUCACCACUUUUUGUUUUCAUGCACACACAAGCUGAAUAAAGACCCACAGUACCUUAUACUUGCAAUAGCCUAGAUGGUCUUCCUGACAUCUUCCUCUCUCAUUCCCAUUCUAAUCCAUUCUGUACACUGCUGCCAUAUUUUUCCAAAAUACUGCAGGUAGCAUGUCCCUUUCUCUGCUUAAAAAGCUACAAUGAUACUUCUUUGCCUACAAAAUAAAAUGCAAAUGCCUCAAAUUCCAUAAUUUAGCCCACUCUUAUCUCAAUAUGCUCCAAUUCCAGAUAGACCAGACUAUUUUUUCUCCUUAAUACCACUCUUAAAGCUGCCUAUCUUUAAUUAUUCUUGAAGGCUUCAUCUUUGUCUUAGUCAUGGUUUAUCCAUUCUGAAAAUUUUAGCUCAGUCCCAUCCUCCCCAGUCUUUUCCUUAAUCAGUUAAAAGCAUCAGUUUCUCCAUGACCCCUUAAGUAAAAAGUGAAAUGGGAAAUGUUGGUGAGUACUGCCAUGCCCAUAUGCUGGCCAUCCUGUGUCACCCCUUUCUGUUAUUAGAAAUUUUUCUAGGUCCAACCAAACUAUUAUUUCUUUCUUGAAGAAUUCCCUGAUGCUGUCAGGUGUUUAUAUUUCUUAAAGAGCUUCAUCUAAACUAAUUCAUUAUCCUUAUCACUAGCUACCUUGUACUCUACUUUUGUUCUUCCAACUUAUCCCUUAAAAACAGACUAUCUUUUUUUUUUUCUUCUUUGUACACCCAACAUUUAGCACGUAGGUCUCCUGCAUAAUACCUUUUAUAUAUAGUGAGCAUUUAAUGUUGAUUAAACUGAAUAUGGUCAUUGAGCUUACUAAUGGGGAGUUGGACUUAAUAAUGGGUUGUUAAAUUAAAGAAAUUUUCCCCAUGUUUCUAAAGAAUUAAGUGAAAAGUGUCAAAAUUAACCCAAGAUUUUUAUGUCAUCUCUGGCAUUUGCAAAAAAUACACUGACUUCAGAAAUGCAGGAGCAGCAUCACAUAUUACAUUUAUAUUUUACAACUGUUGAAUAUCUUUCACCACUUUGUAACAAACUGGGAGAAGGGAAGUUCCAACUAGGGCAUGGAUGUUUCAUAUGCUCCAGGGGCCUUAUGGAAGGGCUUUAUCUAUGAAUGCAAAAGAAUAAGAGGAACACAUGGUAUUUUGUAGGUUCCUAUAAUUUUUGCCCUCUGCUUAAAAAUCCAAUAAAGAAAAGUUUAAAAUUCUAUUGGCAGUCAAAAGAAGUUAUAAGUAGAAACUUCAAAUCUAAUGUACAUGAAUACCAGCUGUUACAGAAUGCAAAAUUUAACAUCCAUCUUUUUCCAAUGUUAUCCAUUCUUUUUAGUCUCACCAACCCCAAAGACAGAUGAGGUUUUUCCUGUUUCAGAGCAUUUUGCUUUGUUUAGAAUGCCACACAAAGUUGCUUGAGUAGUAAAAUGGUAAAAUGCACUAUCUACAUUGUCAUUAUGAAUUUAUGGUUUCUGGAAGCAGCAUUUAGUGAAAAGCAGAAAAAUUAAAACUUGAACAGUUGUUGCUCUGAUAUACAUCUAUAAGUACUAUAUGUACAUGAUGUAUGUAUUACAAGAUUCUGGAGAAAAAAAACAGCAGCCAGGUCUCUUAUCUACAUCUGUUGAUGGUAGAUUGACUUCUAAGAAGUGAAAUAAUAGGUUUCAGGAUUCAACUUUAAUUCAUACUGAAAAAAAAUUGCUUGGUUCCAAGUGUAUUUUUUAUGAAUUUCCAAAUAAAGAACAUGAACAUUUCAAUGUGCAAAGAAGAAAAAGUAUGUGAAACUUUGUACUUCUAUAAUAUAGCUUUUUAAAAUGUAUUUUAUAUUUAAUACAGUAGUAACAAAGCUG